CCGCGGUGCGGUGCACUUGUGCGUGUUCACGAAGAUGUGCGCUUCCGUGGUGAUGAAGUCUCGCGCUGGUCUGCAGCGGCGCUAGGUCCGAACCGAGCCGAAGACACGCCGUUGAAGCCCACCUGACAUGGCUCCCUCCUCCGACCCCGCUUCCCGUCUGCUCGGGCUCCUCACUCUGCUGGUUCUGGUCUCCGUCGCCGCUGCCAGCCACGAUGAGAACAACCGCACGGUCCGGGGCGAGGACGAGCCGCUUCACCGCACCAACGCCAGCGGUCACGGCAAGAAGGCUUUCCCGGUGCUGUCGUUCAACUACCACCACGUGGGGGAGCCGUUCGAGAUCUCCCUGUGGGUCCUGCUGGCGCUGCUCAUGAAACUGGGUUUCCACGUUAUCCCCAGAGUUUCCGGCAUAGUUCCGGAGAGCUGCCUGCUGAUCGUGGUCGGCCUCCUGGUGGGUGGAAUCAUGCGAACGAGUGAAGUCCCGGUCCUUGACUCCAGACUGUUCUUCCUCUACCUGCUGCCUCCCAUCAUCCUGGACGCGGGCUACUUCCUGCCCAUCCGGCCCUUCACAGAGAACCUGGGCACCAUCCUGGUGUUUGCUGUGGUGGGAACUCUGUGGAACGCCUUUUUCAUCGGAGGGAUGAUGUACGUGGUGUGCCAGGUAGAGGGCGCUCAGUUGGCCAGCGUGGACCUGCUGUCCUGCCUGUUGUUCGGCUCCAUCAUCUCAGCCGUGGACCCUGUGGCCGUGCUGGCCGUGUUCGAGGAGAUUCACAUCAACGAGCUUCUGCAUAUCCUGGUGUUUGGGGAGUCGCUGCUCAACGACGCAGUCACUGUCGUGUUGUACCACCUGUUUGAGGAGUUCUCCCAUGCUGGGACAGUGACGGUGCAGGACGCUCUCCUGGGUGUGGUCUGCUUCUUCGUAGUCUCUCUGGGAGGCGUCAUUGUGGGAGUCUUUUACGGCGUGCUGGGUGCCUUCACUUCCCGCUUCACGUCACACACGCGUGUCAUCGAACCGUUGUUCGUCUUCCUCUACAGCUACAUGGCCUACCUGUCUGCUGAGGUCUUCCAUCUGUCGGGAAUCAUGUCCUUGAUCGCGUGUGGCGUGGUGAUGCGGCCGUACGUGGAGGCCAACAUAUCGCACAAGUCCUACACCACCGUCACCUACUUCCUGAAGAUGUGGAGCAGCGUGAGUGAGACGUUGAUCUUCAUCUUCCUGGGUGUUUCGACGGUGGCCGGGUAUCAUGAGUGGAACUGGACCUUCGUCGUCAGCACCCUGGUGCUCUGCCUGGUGUCCAGAGUGAUUGGUGUGGUGGGCCUGACCUUCGUCAUCAAUAAGUUCCGCGUGGUCAAGUUGACCAAGAAAGACCAGUUCAUCGUGGCCUACGGGGGUCUGAGGGGAGCCAUCGCCUUCUCCCUGGCCUUCCUGCUGACGGAGACGAAGAUGAAGAACCUGUUCCUCACCGCCAUCAUCACCGUCAUCUUCUUCACCGUCUUUGUUCAGGGAAUGACCAUCCGGCCUCUGGUGGAACUCCUCGCGGUAAAGAGACGGAAGGAGAGCGACGAGUCUAUCAACGAAGAGAUUCACACGCAGUUCCUGGAUCAUGUGGUCACUGGAAUCACAAACAUCUGUGGUCAUUAUGGUCAUCACCACUGGAAAGACAAGUUCGACCGCUUCAACAAGGCCUACCUGAAGAGGUGGCUGAUCGCAGGCGAGCGAUCCAUGGAGCCGGAGCUUCUUUCCUUCUACAACAGGAUGGAGAUGAAGCAAGUGAUGAUGAUGGUGGAGAGUGGCAGUGCGGUCUCCAUGCAGAGCCUCCAGCAGAGAGAACCCAUCAUACCAAAGGUGAAGCCGGUCAUCUCGAAGAGACGUGAGGAGGAGAUCCGCAAGAUUCUUCGCUCCAACAUGCAGAAGACCAGGCAGCGGCUGCGUUCCUACAGUCGACAUGACCUCAUGGUCGACCCCUUCGAGGAGGACGUCAGCGAGGUCCGGUUCAGGAAGCAACGAGUCGCGAUGGAGAGGAGGAUGAGUCACUAUCUGACCGUCCCUGCCAAGAGCCCAGAAAGACCUUCUGUGAAGAAAGUCAACUUCGAUGCAGACUUGCAGGUUUACAGCUACGAUCCCAGUAAAGAAUCCAGGGGCCCCCCGGCUCGCAGCAGCCGCAGCCCCUCGGACUCCAUCGUCUUGCUGUCGGAGUCGACACCGGGGUCCCUCAAGAGCGAGUGAUGAAGGGAAAAGAAGCACACUGAUCCAAAGAGAUAUCACAGUGCAGCACAUCAGCGAAGAUCCAAGCUCGACAGAUCCAUCGUCACAUGACUCACAGGAUGUUGUUCUCAGGGAAUAUCUGAUGUUGCUGCAACUUUAUGUUCAUAUCGUGAGCGUUCUGUGUGUCCCUCGCUGCAGUGACCAAAGGCUGAAAUGCAAAGUGUCUUUAUCCAAAUGUCACAUUCGACCGUUCAAACCCGCAAACAUCUCAACUGAUCACGUCCCACUAGUGAUCCAUCAACGUCUUUAAACCCUAAUCAUUUUUAAAAACUCACCUCUGAAGGGAAACCUGCACGCUGCUAUAAUCGUUCAGUAUAGAUGCAAAUCAAAGCACAGAGGAAUAUAUUUCGGGAGGAUCCAUCUGCUCUCCUUGGAGAGUCUGGUGGUAGUCAUAGUCUGUAUUUUUGCUGUUUCAGCUGAGCUUUAAUUCAGUGUUAAACAAGUGUCAUGGCCUGUGUGAGGUCCUUUGUAGCUGCGAAGCACUGCCUGAGCUGCUUGCACUUUUUGGCCUUAAGAGAUUUUUGCUGUUAAUAUCUAUGCUUUUGUAUUUUUCUUUUUUUGUUGUUGUUUUUUUUUAUGGCGCUGUUGCAGUGAUGAAAGAAGCUUGAAUUGUUUGCUAUUAAAAGUUGGUCAUGUCGGUGAUAAGGUGUAACUGUACGUCAAAAUAGUCAAUAAAUUCUUGGUGCAAAUGAGAUGCUAAAG
This is a messenger RNA of Synchiropus splendidus (mandarinfish), 2962 nucleotides long. RefSeq names its product solute carrier family 9 member A1b (gene slc9a1b). Lineage: Eukaryota; Metazoa; Chordata; Actinopteri; Syngnathiformes; Callionymidae. The transcript is spliced from 12 exons. The record is from RefSeq and is a predicted model, not a curated record. Gene Ontology annotation, cellular component: membrane. Gene Ontology annotation, biological process: regulation of pH; proton transmembrane transport; sodium ion transport. Bases 128 to 2221 code for a protein of 697 amino acids. Gene Ontology annotation, molecular function: sodium:proton antiporter activity.